CCUAAAUUCAAAAUUGUCACAAUGUCAGUCAAGAAAGUUUUAGACUGGAUGGCUCUCGCCAUCGAUGUCGACAAGAAGCCCGUAGUUACGGAGGCUUCUAAAGUUACCGAGCAGGCUUCUAAAGUUGCUGAGCAGGUUGACCAGUGCAUAAGGCACAAGACCAGUAAAAAGCAUAGGGUCUUCAAACACUUGCUACAAGAAUAUGUAGUUCUACAGAAUUUGACAUCCGGAAGCACAGCCACGAUCUUUCUAGCACAAGAGGCGAAAACAGGAAGGGUUGUGGUGAUCAAAGAGCAGCUGUUAGAAAAUCGAGAUCUGUACUCAAUCAGCAGAGAAGCCGCAAUACAUAGCAUGGUGCACCAUGAAAACGUUAUUGAUUUGAUUGCUACUUCGAGAAAUCACAAAGUGAUGGUUUUGGUGCAGGAGUAUCUCAGCGGUGGUGAGCUGUUUGACAUAGUUGUGCCUGAUGUAGGACUGGAUACUGCUAUUGUCAAGAGCUAUGUGCUUCAAUUAUCGAGUGCUGUGGGAUAUUUACAUAAUAUGGGUAUUGCACACCGAGACAUCAAGCCAGAAAACAUUGUUCUCGACGAAAGCAAGUCCACCGUAAAGCUAAUUGAUCUAGGGCUGUCGGAAGUAAUCAGCAGUGACUCAAAAGCCAUUUAUAAGCGACACAUUGGAACUAUUCCGUAUAUGGCACCUGAAUUGCUCGUGCAGGACGCAGCUCCGAGGAUUACUUUGGAUCUUAAGAAAGCGGAUGUGUGGGCUCUUGGUAUAGUUAUGUAUUGCCUGCUUGUCGGCAGAUUUCCGUGGUCGAAGGCAAAUGCAAAUUCUAAAGAAUACAGAAAAUACCAAUGUAAACCAGAAGAGCUACUGAGAGCGGCACCAUGGACUACUUUAGGACCUGUGCAGCGUGAACUGCUUGUGCAUAUGCUAGACAUCAAUCCCGAGUCGCGUUGGAGUGUCAAUGAGGUACAGAAUUACAUAUAUAGAUUUUGGCCGGAUUUGGAUAAAAAGGGUCGUCGAACGGUAGAGUGCGAUUCUCCUAUAGACAGCGGCUAUAACAGUAUGAGCGAGAUGUCAAACAGCAGCGCCCCGUGCUCGCCGCGUGUUGCAGCCGUAGGUGAUGCCGGCGAUCACAAUAGGAAAAUCGCUAUGAAUCUUCAAAGCUUAUACGUGUAAGUGAAAACAGGCAACGCACAUACCAAGGGCAAAGUACUCGACGUACAUGUCAGUAAAAAUAUUAGGACAAAUAAAAUAGGAACAAAUAGUCAUUUUAUAUUGAAUGUGCGGCAACAUUUAAGCUUCUCUGCCAUACUUUAGCUAUUGGCAGCGGGGUGUUCAAUCGGUAUCGAUGUACAACGCGCCUCCUAUUACAUAUUCAGCUUUCUUCACCUUG
Sphaeroforma arctica JP610 is the source of this 1396-nucleotide messenger RNA. RefSeq names its product CAMK/CAMKL/CHK1 protein kinase. Bases 22 to 1179 code for a protein of 385 amino acids. The record is from RefSeq and is a predicted model, not a curated record. Gene Ontology annotation, molecular function: protein kinase activity; ATP binding. The transcript has a single exon. Gene Ontology annotation, biological process: protein phosphorylation; mitotic G2 DNA damage checkpoint signaling. Gene Ontology annotation, cellular component: site of double-strand break; cytoplasm; nucleus. NCBI's taxonomy places the organism in Eukaryota, Ichthyosporea, Ichthyophonida.